Impatiens glandulifera is the source of this 1909-nucleotide messenger RNA. Its product is annotated as myosin-11-like. The transcript is spliced from 14 exons. Bases 1 to 1524 code for a protein of 507 amino acids. Gene Ontology annotation, biological process: actin filament organization. NCBI's taxonomy places the organism in Eukaryota, Viridiplantae, Streptophyta, Magnoliopsida, Ericales, Balsaminaceae. The record is from RefSeq and is a predicted model, not a curated record.
AUGACGAAGGCUGAAUGGGAGUCAAUUGUUACAUUAACAGAGCACAGGCUUGAAGAGAAGCUCAGCAAUGUUGAAUCGGAAAAUAAGGUUCUGCGUCAGCAGGCUCUCACCCAAGCACAAAACAACAAGGCUCUUGCAGCUCGCUCUAGAUCUUCUAUUCAGAGGACAGAAAGUACAAAAUCCAAUGUGGAUCUUCGCAGCGGUUCAAUAAAUGCAAGAGAUCAGGCGGAGUUAGAUGAUAAGCCGCAAAAAUCACUUAAUGAGAAGCAGCAAGAGUAUCAAGACUUGCUUAUUCGGUGCGUUGCUCAGCACUUAGGAUUCAGCAAGGGCAGGCCGGUUGCUGCAUGUAUUAUUUACAAGUGCCUGAGACAGUGGAGAUCAUUUGAAGUAGAGAGAACCAGCAUCUUUGAUCGUAUCAUUCAAACAAUAGGACAAGCUAUUGAGACUCAAGACAACAAUGACACGUUAGCAUACUGGUUAUCCAAUGCAUCAACUCUAUUGUUGCUCUUGCAACGUACACUAAAAGCAAGCGGAGCAGCAGGAAUGACUCCACAACACCGUCGAUCAUCAUCAGCUACAUUGUUUGGGAGGAUGACCCAGAGUUUCCGUGGGACUCCACAAAGUGUAAAUCUUUCUGUCAUUGAUGGAGAACCAAAUGGAAAAGUAGACACAUUACGCCAAGUUGAAGCUAAAUACCCUGCUCUGCUGUUUAAACAGCAGCUAACAGCAUACGUGGAGAAGAUAUAUGGUAUGGUGAGGGAUAACCUUAAAAAAGAGGUUUCUCCACUGUUAGGUUUGUGCAUUCAGGCGCCAAGGAUAUCCAGGGCAAGUUUAGUCAAGGGAACAGCCCGAACCCUUGCAAAUGCUGCUGCUCAAGAGAUUUUAAUUGCUCACUGGCAAGGGAUUGUGAAACGACUUGGAAAUUUUUUGGACAUAUUGAAAGCCAAUUUUGUACCUCCUUUUUUAGUUCGCAAAGUCUCCACUCAAACUUUUUCUUUCGUUAAUGUGCAAUUGUUCAACAGCCUUCUGUUAAGACGGGAAUGCUGCUCCUUCAGUAAUGGUGAGUAUGUCAAGGCAGGUUUAGCUGAACUGGAAAAUUGGUGCUACAAUGCCACUGAAGAGUAUGCCGGUUCUUCAUGGGAUGAGCUCAAGCAUAUCAGACAGGCCAUAGGUUUCUUGGUCAUACAUCAGAAGCCACAAAAGACACUUGAUGAAAUAAGUCAUGAUCUGUGUCCGGUGCUUAGUAUUCAACAGCUUUACCGGAUAAGCACAAUGUAUUGGGAUGACAAGUAUGGAACUCACAGCCUUUCCCCAGAUGUUAUAUCUAACAUGAGAGUGCUCAUGACUGAAGAUUCAAACCAUGCCAUCAGCAACUCAUUUUUGCUCGACGAUGAUUCAAGCAUCCCAUUCUCGGUGGAUGAUCUCUCAAAAUCAAUGGACCAGAUUCAAAUAGCAGAUGUUGAACCACCUCCACUUAUUCGCGAGAAUUCAGGCUUCAGCUUCUUGUUGCCACACACCGAUUGAUCGCUCCAUUAAUUCAUUGGCUAGGUUAAAGAGAAGUAUCUGAUUGGACAAUAAUGAUUCAUGUCUUGGCCUUGAAAGUGCUAGCUUUAGGGAAAUCUGUAGGUAAAAAUGCCCCCUCAGUAAGUACUGUCCUUUACAAGCAUACACUGUUUUUUUUCCCCUUUUGAGUUUUUUUUUUCCACAAGGAACUCCACAGUUGUCAUUUGGCAUGAAUUGCCAAUAACACAAGCUUUUAACUUAAUAUGUUGUAUUUCACAUCCAAAACUAAGGCUAAUUGUGAUCUUCUUUUAAGAAGGCUAUGAUGGCCAAGAUGCUUAAGCUGGCGAGUCUUGUUAUGCAGUCGCAAGCCGGCUCUUUCUAUUAUGUUAAUUAGGUCGUGUGUUAU